Molecule: messenger RNA, 4620 nt
Organism: Hypomesus transpacificus
Lineage: Eukaryota; Metazoa; Chordata; Actinopteri; Osmeriformes; Osmeridae
Gene: snap91a
Product: synaptosome associated protein 91a
Exons: 29
Coding region: 258-3143 (961 amino acids)
Biological process (GO): clathrin-dependent endocytosis; clathrin coat assembly; synaptic vesicle budding from presynaptic endocytic zone membrane
Cellular component (GO): synaptic vesicle; clathrin-coated pit; extrinsic component of presynaptic endocytic zone membrane
Molecular function (GO): clathrin heavy chain binding; 1-phosphatidylinositol binding; phosphatidylinositol-4,5-bisphosphate binding
Source: RefSeq, a predicted model, not a curated record
UUGCUUGCAUUUAUUCGUGUCAGUGCAUUCGUCAUCAACCUGCCAUUGCAAUUCCAUGCUUUGAAUAGAUAAACGCACACCUCUCAACCAAAAAUAAACCGGGCUCAUUAUUUGUUUCUGACCAACACGUAGUGUGUCCAGAGUGGAUUUGUAGAAGUGGUCGUCUGGAACAUUCUAUCAGCGGGGACUGGAGAGUCUUUGGGGGGGGGACGAUCAUCUGACAUUUGAUUCUCGGGAUUUGACACCGUGAAGGGAAGAUGUCGGGGCAGACGCUCACGGACCGCAUCGCCGCGGCGCAGUACAGCCUGACGGGAUCCGAGGUGGCUCGUGCUGUCUGCAAAUCGACCACUCAUGAACAGACGGCGCCGAAGAAGAAACACUUGGAAUACCUGAUCCAGGCGACCCAGGAGACCAACGUCAACGUGCCCCAGAUGGCAGACACACUAUUUGAGCGUGCGGGCAACGCCAGCUGGGUGGUAGUGUUCAAGGCCCUGGUCACCACUCACCACCUCAUGGUGCACGGAAACGAGAGAUUCGUCCAGUUCUUGGCCUCCAGGAACACCCUCUUCAACCUCAGCAACUUCCUGGACAAGACCGGCUCCCACGGCUACGACAUGUCUACGUUUAUCAGGCGCUACAGCCGCUAUCUGAACGAGAAGGCCUUCGCCUACAGACAGAUGUCAUUUGACUUCGGACGAGUGAAGAAGGGAUCUGAUGGAGUGAUGAGGACCAUGUCAGUAGAUAAGUUGUUGAAAGGGAUGCCCAUCUUACAGAGCCAGAUAGAUGCUCUGCUGGAGUUUGAGGUCCAUCCCAAUGAGCUGACCAAUGGCGUGAUUAAAGCCUGCUUCCUGCUCCUCUUCAAGGACCUGAUCAAGUUAUACGCCUGCUACAACGACGGCAUCAUCAACCUUCUAGAGAAGUUCUUCCAGAUGAAGCGAGGCCAGUGUAAAGACGGCCUGGAGAUCUACAAGAGGUUCCUCACCAGGAUGACACGGGUGUCCGAGUUCUUCAAGACCGCUGAGCAAGUGGGGAUCGACAAGAAUGACAUUCCGGAGUUGACUCAGGCCCCGGAGAGUCUGUUGGAGUCCCUGGAGACCCACCUUAACACCCUGGAGGGGAAGAAGCCAGAGGAAAAGUCUCCCAGCAAGGAUACGACAACCAACAACGUCUCCCCCGCCGCCGCCGCCGCCGUUCCGGCUACGACCACCGAGCCUCCCGCUGCCGCCUCUGCCACUGCCGCCAGCGGCCCCCCCGCCAGGCCCGGCCCCCCCGUCCGACCCAGCCCCCCCACCAUCACCUCCCCCCCCAGGAUGUCCACGUAUGUGUGGAUGUCCGUCUCUUAUCUCUCAUCUCCCUGCAGCACUGGCUUCGAUGACCUGCUGGAUCUGGACCCCAUGGCCGCCCCACCAGGGGGCGCUGCCGCAGCCUCCACCACCACCGGCUGGGGAGAUCUGCUUGGCGAGGCGACCUCGGCUGCUACCGACGGCGCCGCGGACGCUCUUCUGGACGAGUCUGACUCUGUCCCUGACUCCGCCCCCGCCACCGAACCUGCCGCUGCUGCUGCUGCGCCCGCAGCUGCCACGCCCGCAGGCGCCGCUGGCCCCGCCCCCGCCUCACUGCCCGUCCCCGCCCCCGCCUCCUCCGCCUCUGACAUGGACCUGUUCGGAGAUGCGUUUGCUCCCUCUCCAGGCGACGGGCCAGCUACGGCAGUACGAGCACCUGCUGCUGAUGCUUUUGGUGGAUCUGACCCCUUCGCCCCCUCUGAGGGGAGCGCAGCCCUGGCUCCAGAGAUGGACCUGUUUGCCAUGAUGCCGUCCGACGCGGGGGCCGUCACCAUCACCCCCACCUCCAGCGAGACUCCGCCCAUCGCCCCCCUCGCUCCGAUUCUGCCCGUGGCCCCCCCUAGGGCCCCCGCCGCCACCACAGAGGCUGCGGCUCCACCUACCCUCGACCUCUUUGGUGAUGUGUAUGAUUCUAUGCCUGAGCACAGCCCCACCACAGAGACCAAGGCAGUCACUCCUAGCGUAGACCUGUUUGGGUCAGACCUCCCUGCCGUCUCCCGUGGGCCCUCUCCGCUGCCCGAAGCCGACAUGGCCGGAGACAUCUUGGUAACGGACUCGUUCUCUGAUCCAGCUCCAGUUCCGGAAGCCUCCUCUCCUCCCAAACCCGAGCCUGAAGCAGUCAUUGACCUGCUAGACACCUUCAGCAGUCCUGCGGAGAUUCAGCCUGCUGCCCCUGGGGGGCCUGCAGACGACCUGCUGGGAGGGCUCAUCUCACCCAGCCUGGCCCCAACAGCUGCCCCUGCCCUCGCGCCCGCUCCAGCGCUCGUCCCCGCCCCGGCCCUGGCCCCGGCCCCCGCCACGCUCCCGCUCCAGAACGACCUGCUGGAGUCUGGCUUCGACGUCCUGGGAUCCCUGCCAUCCCCGACCCCCCCUGUGCCAGCCAUGCCCACCAUGCCCGUCAUGCCCAUCAUGCCUAUCAUGCCAGCCAUGCCAGCCAUGCCCACGGCCCUGUCAACGGAGGAUACAGCUGCUGUGACAGCGCCAUCUGGUGGCUUCGACACCUCAGUGCUGGGGGGUCUAGGGGAGCUGCUCAUGCCUGCUAUAACGCCCCAGAGCACUGGGGGCAGCACAGCAGGAAGUACCACAGGGAGCACUGGCACCCCCGCCACUGUGGGACCACCGCCGGCCACGCCCCCCGCCAAGACCAUCGGGGGAGACCUGGACUCCUCAUUGGCUAACCUGGUGGGAAAUUUGGGGGUGACGAGCCAGAAAAAGGACCAGCAGUGGAAUGAGAAGAAGCUGACAGGAGGGUCUAACUGGAUCCCCCAGGUGGCCCCUACCAGCUGGGGUACACCCGGACCGCAAAUGCCUGGCUUCGCCCCCGGAGCCCCAGGAGCCCCUCCCCCUGGAGGAGCUAUGGCUCCACCAAUGGGAGCCCAGCCCGGCUUUGGCAUGGCCUCUACAGCCGGGCCCGGGGCCCCCAUGAUUCCUCCCAUGAUGAUGGGACAGACCCCCAUGAUGAGACCAGCUCUCACUGGGGCUGCCGCACCUGGAGCGCCGAUUUCUCCUGGUCCUGCCAGUCAGAGUCCCAAGAAGCCCAAGGACCCCCUGGCAGACCUCGACCUCAAGGACUUCAUAUAAACCUCCAUGCCCUCCUCCCCCUCCCUCUAGCUGCUUGUUUUUCUGGAGCAGGGCCCUCCGAUCUGUCUGGUGUUUUACUACGUCCCAAGAUUCCAGAGAUGUUUGUCAGCCCCCCCGCCCCACCCUGCCCUCCGCCCCGCCUCACCCUGCCUUGCCCCGCCCACUUUUGUGUAAUGUUGUAGCACAGACUGUGAAAGUGUUCGUUGGUGUGUGCUCGUGUAGAUGUCCUUUGUCUAAACAAAUCUACACGAAAAAAAUGAAAAAAGUGAAGUGGACAUAAACGAGCAGGAGAGUGGAGGCGGGACUGUUUAGGCUCUUUUUCCCAGUGUCUGCGUUUCAAUUGGAUGACGUGUGUUUAUGCCCCUGGCCCCGCCCCUUGCUCUCUGCGCUGAGCUCCACUCCCUUCUCGAGGGGGUGGGGGCGGAGCUUCACCCCCUGACCGGCCCCCUGGUCAGCUGUAAAGAAGCCUUGUGUGUCCUGCAGAGCGUCGUCUUGAUGUACAUAAACCUGGCAGACAGACACAAAGGCUGUCUAUAUUCUGUAUGUCCGUGGAAGAGAAUAUUGAUGUGAAUCUGAUAUCAAACUCUAUGAAGUCAUGUGACCAUUAUCUCCCGUCGUCAUUUCAAACGUACUUGGAGACAAAUAGUGAAUAUACUGUAUAAUGAAUACAUAUUAAGAAUCAAUGUGUAUGGGCUGAUUCCAACAAGAGUGUCUGGUGAUAUUUAAGGAUAUGUUUAGUUCUCUGUAUUUUAUGUAUUUGUAUUUUUUUAUUUAUUGAAUAUUUUUCUAUUUGUUUGAUAUUUUGGGCGUCUGGUCCUUCUGGUGGCAUCCUUCUCUCCUCUUCUGUGUGAGUGGUUGGUCUCUGGAGCGGACCGGUCCCAUGUUUCUGCUUGUUUUCAGAGAAUACGAUUUCAGUUACUCCAAGGUCAUAUGUAGGUCACAGUCAGUGGGUCCCUCCUGAGCCAUGAUGUCAUAUCAGCCAAUCAGACAGGAUCAGUCAGCAUAUCAGCUGUCUCUAAAAUCACCGAGCCGUUUGUGAAAUCAACCUGUACGGAUUGAUGUCAUGGCCACGCCCAGUUACAGUUAGGGUUAGGUUAUUUUUGUAUUUUAGAGGAGACCGUGCAUACCUUUCCCAUCCUCCUGCUCUGUUGUCAUAUCCUGUUUCAGUCGUGCGGCCCUCCCCUGUGGUUGAACCUGUGGUUUCGUGAGUGGACACGGGCCGGCAGCCUGUGUGUGUGUGCGUGUGUUUGUCUUUACACAGGAGGGCGCUGUUGAACAGUGAGACCCCACUCCCCACCCCACGACCCAUGACCCCACCUCCCCCAGCCCCAGAUAUAGAAGACACUCUGUUUUAAUGUCUAUGAAAGUGACCGUCUCAGACAUUGUUGUGAAAAAAGAUGGUAUAAAACUAUAAAGGGGAAAAAACACUUUCUCAUGAUUGAGCUAAAAAUGUAUUUUUAUUUUUUAAAUUGGUAUG